Molecule: messenger RNA, 1897 nt
Organism: Seminavis robusta
Lineage: Eukaryota; Bacillariophyta; Bacillariophyceae; Naviculales; Naviculaceae
Source: the annotation of a GenBank genome assembly
ACGAAUGAUGAAGAACUCGGGACAAUCAAAUCAAACGGGACUCCUCACGAUCUUUCAUUCGCAUCCAUGCACAGCCCAUUGCAAAACCCAUUGACGUUGACGACCACUCAACCAUACCGGUACGCACUGUUGCUGUCUCAUUACAUCUUGUUUCUCUCAUCAAGAUAGAUGGACUCUUCAAGCACCAACUACGAUCCCAACAGCAUCAUUUCGGCAGCCGAUGCCCGGUUGACUGCGGGAGACUUGUCGGGCGGGACACUGGCGUUUCAGUCGGCGUUGUUGACGUGGGUCGAUGACGCCCGCGAAGCGUCCGUGCCGAAUGAAGCCCUCAACGAUGCCAUUGCGACGCUGUGGCUGGCAUAUGCGCAGUUCUUGCGCAAAGCCAAACAGUUCAAAUCUGCCACGGACGCCUACGAAGAAGCCAUCAAAUGUCCCAUUGCUGGCAAAGUGGGAAUGGUGUGGCUCGACUAUGCUCGAUUUGCCGAAGAGCGAGACAAGAAACGAACUGCGCAAUCCGUCUUUUUGAGGGCGCUAGUGGGAGAUGGAAAGGAAUAUUUAGAAGGCGCCGUCAAGGAUGAACAAGAUCGACAGUUACUAUGGCAAGAAUUCCUGGAAUUCAUGAGAAAAUCAAAUCCAUCCUUGACUCUGGCCAGUCUACAAGCCGCUGUGGAAAACGAACAUUUGGGCGUCACUGACAAUUCACCCAUACCACCAGGAGCCCAAUCCCCUGUACGAUCGGGAUCUCCUGUACCACCUGCUUCCAAGCGAGCACGAUGGGCCGAACCACAAGCUGAAGAAUCCAAAACUCAUGUCGUAAUGCUAGAAUCGGUGGAAGCAGAAGCGGCAGAAUUGCUCAACCGAACCAAUCAACCCCAUUUGCCUCCCGAAAUUGCGGCUGCUUGGAUGGUACGGGAUGGGGAUACUCCGCCACAGCCUCCCGAACCACCCUUGUUUGGGCCCACUCCACCCAAAUUGUCCGAUCCAACCGCCAAGGAUAUUCUAGGAGAAGAAUUGGCCUACAAACUCAUGCAAUGUCUCCUGAAACCAUCGGGAGAUGCCGUGCUGCAAGUCUGCCGUGCUCUCUGGACCAUGACUGCCUUGCAAGAAGAAUCCGCCGCCAAGUCACUCGAGCGAUUGGACAAAUCCCUCCUGGCGGAACAUGAAAAAAUAGAAGCCACCUUGGAUACCCGUCUCGCCGUGGCAGGUGCCGCCCGUUCCGCAGUCGUUCAAAUGAACGAUAAGGAACGAGAAUCCUUUCAACAAGCGUGUCGACAACAACGACUGGGGCGGUCCAACGAAGUUGCUUGGGAGUGUCGACAAUUGCUCUGUGUACAGCAACAACUAUUGACUCAUAUGAAUGUGCCGGGAUUUGACGGACCCACGGUGGAUGCCUCGGCGUUGGACCUGCAGGCUAGAAUCUGUUCCUUUCUCCAUUCCGCAUUUUACGUGCGCAAUCGCAUUGGAGAAGGUCCGCAUCGGGCGACUUUGAAAUCGCAGUCCGAACGAUUGAAGAAAAUACUCGAUGAUCCCAAUCGUUCCGUGUCGCCGGUGCCGCCGCCCUCGACAGCGGCGACCUUUGCGGGGGCGCCACCCAUGCCCAACAACAAUCCCAAUAAUUAUGGAGGUGGACAGUAUCCCAUGCCAGGAGCCAUGGGGAUGCCACCCAUGCAUCAACAGCAACAACCUCCUCCUCACUACGGAGGUAUGCCACCGAUGGGAUAUCAGCAGGCACAGCCAGGACCUUACGGACAACAACCCCAUGUGCAGCAGCAGCAGCAACAACAGCAUCAACAGUACUAUUAUCAGUAGCGCGCUGUACUGUUGUUUCGAUUCGAUUCAAUCAAUCAAUCAAUCACCCCUAUGGGGCACGCUAAUAGGAAUAGUAAACAAUCCUUAC